GGUGUGGGACACCGCCAUGAUGGGGGUGGGGGCAGUAUUUGGAACCCAGGCCCCCCCAGCCUGUUACCCCAAAGGGCUCUUGGGUUGGUGCAAUCACUGGAGCCAUCGUCACUGGAGUCCCAAGCCCUGCAGCUGCCCGGGGAGAUCAGUCCUAGAGUUGAUUCAGGAGUCCGCAGAAGGACUGGAGCAGGGGUCUCUGGGGGCACAGUGGAAGGGGCCUCCGAGGGUGGAAACCUUAGCCGACCCGGGUCAGACACGUGGAUCUGUCGGCCCUCAUCUGUUCCUCGGAAGGCCAGCGUGUGACCUGGCCCCUGAGAAAGCUGGGAUCCGUGGAGGAGGCGGCCCCCUGCCCAGCAGCUCUCACCCGCCAGGCCGGCCUCUCCCUGGUGACCCCACUCACCGGUGGGGUCUCCAGAAAGGACUGUGUCUCUGAGUUGUUUGGGCGGGGCACACCUGCUGCUUCUGGAAGGUUCCUUCUGGGACAAGUUCAGAAUACAGGUGUGGGUUGGAGGCUGGCUGCAGACACAGGAGUGAAAAUCUUCGGCACGCCUCAUUUUUGUUUCCCUUCUCGCCUCCUGGUCUCCACGCUGCGUCCUGAAGGCCCGUGCUGUCCUCGGGGCAGUUUCCCAUUACUUCUCUUGAAGCAUUCCUCGGUUUUCGGGGGUUCUCAGCUCUUUUGCAGGACUGUACUGACGGGGCGGGGGUGGGCUUAACUACAGCCCCAUGGAUUUCUAUAAAGGAGGCGGGGUGAAGCCCCCAGAGCACAGACGCGCAUAGCUUUCCUAUAGGUCUGAGGGGCGUCACCUCUGCUCCCAGUGACCCCUGUGGGCUCAGUGCUGGGACGCGGUGGUGAAAAGGCCCUGCCUGGAGGCCAGGCAGUCAGUAAACAGCUCAUUUCAGAGGAAACACACGCUCUGAAGGCAGCAGCCGUGGGCAGUGGAUAAGGGUGCACCUCGGGCAGGUCAGGGCAGGCCUCUGGGAGGAGCUGACAUUCAGGCUGACACGCGGUGAUGGAAAUGAGCUGCUCACGUGGGGAGGCCUAGGGCGUGGCAGGUGCGCGGGCCUCCUGACCUCGGGCAGGAUGCUUGUGUGCGUCCGCCCCUCCUCUGCACGGGGCUCCUGGGGGCCCUGACCUGGCCCUGCCUUCCCACGCUGGGUGCUUGCCCACCCUCACCCUUCAGAAACUCAGCCGAUCGCUUCCCCGUUAGUGACACACGGCAGCCAGCCGGCCCAGCCCUCUGUGCGGCAUGCAUGCCACGCCGUCUCCGCUCUGUCCCUGUCCCCAUCUGGAGUGUUCCUUGUCCUCAGGGUUUGCCUUCUCUCAGCCGCUGCCCCGUCUGCCAUUCGGAAGGGACUCCUCCAUGCCUCGAGUUCCCGUAACACUUUCUGUCUCAGCGAGAGGCCUUGUUUCUGCCUGGUGUUUGCCUUGGUUCCAUUCGGGGAUCGGGCUUUACCUGGACCAGCCCUGUGCACAGAGAGCAUCUGUAGACCAGUGUUGUCCUGGGAAGAGGGGUGCCCCUCCCUGCCCCGCGCGGCGCACCAGCCGGCAGGUGUGGGGCGCGGUGGGCCUCCGUCCUGCUGCAGGGGCCUGGCCGGCCGCCGGUCCUCUCACCCCGGAGUCCACUCAGCUGCCAACACCGCCUUCCGGAUCUCACGUCUCAGGCCACUUCCUGCUUAACCCAGAGUAGUGGCAGCUCGCUGCCCUUCGGGGUGAAGGCUGAGUUGGUAACCGUGACCUAGAGGGCCCCGGGUUUCCCCUGGAAGAGCCCCUCGCCCUCACAUCUUCCAGUCGCUGCGCGAACGCGUCCUCCCUGCUGUCGGCUGCUGUGUCACCGCCCUUGGUGCCCGUCUGCCUGCCCCGUGCCUCUCUGUGGCCUCACACACGCACGAUGGUGUGUAUCUGCUGCCUGUCUCCGUGUUCACAGCACUGCACCCCGCAGUGAGCCUGCCCGUGUGCUCGUGACCGAAGCUGGGAGGCGGGGUCCUCGGGGUCCCAGAGAGGAGGCUUCAGUUCGGCGCUUUGCUCUCCUUUAAGUGUAGGUCAGGAUCCUGUCUACCCUGGGGUCAGAAGCCGCCAGGUCUGGUGUCCUGUCGGGAGAGGAAGGAUGGAGAAGCCGGGACGCCGGGUCUCCUGCUCUGAUGUGAAGAUAGCUUUGCGAAACGACUCGAAUGCAAGAGUCAGGAGGCACUGCCCUCCGAGGGGAGCCGCUGCCGCUGAGUUUGGUGCCUGAGCAGAGACGUGCUGCUGAGAGCAUGACGAGCGAGGUGAUCGAGGACGAGAAGCAGUUCUACUCCAAGGCCAAGACGUACUGGAAGGAGGUCCCAGCCACCGUGGACGGCAUGCUCGGGGGGUAUGGCCACAUCUCCAGCAUCGACAUCAACAGCUCCCGGAAGUUCCUGCAGAGGUUUCUGAGGGAAGGCCCAAACAAGACAGGGACCUCGUACGCCCUGGACUGCGGAGCCGGCAUUGGGAGGAUCACCAAGCGGCUGCUCUUGCCUCUCUUCGGAGUGGUGGACAUGGUGGACGUGACGGAGGACUUCCUGGUCAAGGCCAAGACCUACCUGGGCGAGGAGGGCAAGCGAGUGAGGAACUUCUUUUGCUGCGGCCUCCAGGACUUCAGCCCCGAGCCACAGUCGUACGAUGUGAUCUGGAUCCAGUGGGUGAUAGGCCACCUGACCGAUCAGCACCUGGCCGAGUUCCUGCGGCGCUGCAAGCGGGGCCUGCGUCCCAACGGCAUCAUCGUCAUCAAGGACAACAUGGCCCAGGAGGGUGUCAUCCUGGACGACGUGGACAGCAGCGUGUGCCGCGACCUGGACGUGGUGCACAGCAUCGUCCACAGCGCGGGCCUCAGCCUCCUGGCCCAGGAGCGGCAGGAGAACCUCCCGGACGAGAUCUACCACGUCUACAGCCUCGCCCUGAGAUGAGCGGGCCGGCGCAACCAGGGACCAGUGUGGGGCCGGGGGACUGGCGGCCGGGCAAGGCCCAGAAGCGCCACGUCGGUGGUUCAGGAGUGUUGAGCGGGGCCACUAAAUACAGCUGUCUGCCGCCCACUGCCAAACAGGCUCUUUUUCAGAGAGGCGCAAGGGAACUCGAUCCCGAGCGGUGCUGCUGGAUGGGGCGGUGAGGCUGGAGGUGGGGACUGGGCCCUGCAGGCCCGCUGACCCCUGGGCCCUUGUGCUCCCAUGAGAAGCGAGAGUGAGUCCCUCACCGCCAGGACACCAGCUGGCCUUCCAGCCUGGCUGCCUCAGGAGGAAGAGAAUGACCCUUAAUGCAGCUGCUGAGGACUGGGCCUCGGGGUAGGAGGGGAGCUGGGCCUGUGGGACCUCCUGGCUGGCAAAGCCCAUGCGGCACCUGCUGAAUCAUGGGGCUGGGGGCAAGUCCACGUUCCUGGUGCUGCUGGGAGAUGGGGGAUGUCCACAUUUCUGGUGCUGGUGGCGAUGGGCCCUGGCGUCCUAACGUGAUGGUCACCACAGCCUGUGGCAGGGGAGAGGCCGGAGCGUCACUCCUGGCUAUGCCUUGUGGCUCCUCCUCGGGGGGCGUUUUCAAAAAUAAAGGGGUGAAGCCUCUCCCGGAAAGGCC
Messenger RNA from Dama dama (fallow deer), 3580 nucleotides. RefSeq names its product N-terminal Xaa-Pro-Lys N-methyltransferase 1 (gene NTMT1). Gene Ontology annotation, molecular function: N-terminal protein N-methyltransferase activity. The transcript has 4 exons. The coding region runs from base 2170 to 2925 and encodes 251 amino acids. The record is from RefSeq and is a predicted model, not a curated record. NCBI's taxonomy places the organism in Eukaryota, Metazoa, Chordata, Mammalia, Artiodactyla, Cervidae. Gene Ontology annotation, cellular component: cytoplasm.